AUGCAUUCGAGCCACGCCGAUGACCCCAAGGAAGCCAUACAGCUGAUCAAGAAGCAACUGGUGAAUGCCAUCAAGGCGUUGCAGAAGCAGUACGUCACCUCGGAUGCCAUCGUAACCAGCGACGAUGGGAACGCCAACACCCUCUGCAGCGCCCUGGAAGCUGUUUUUGUGCACGGGCUGAAGGCAAAGCACAUAAAGCCAGAGAGUGGGGGGAAAGGAAAGAAAACAGGAGGUCGGGGACCACUUCCCCAACCUGUCUUCUGGGGUUUGCUGAAGAGCAUCACCCAUCGAAAUAUUGUCUCAGAGCUGGAACAACUCAUCUUCAUCAAUACAGACGUGGGUCGCUGCCGAGCCUGGCUGAGGCUGGCUCUGAACGAUGGCCUCAUGGAGUGUUACUUGAAGCUGCUGCUGCGGGAGAGGUCCCGGCUGCCCGAGUUCUACCAGGCGACUGCUCUGCUCUUGGAUGCUGAAGAGUGCGAGUUUCUCCUUAGCUACUUGCAGGGUUUAUCAUCCUUAACCUUCGAGCUCUCCUAUAAAUCAGCAGUUUUAAACGAGUGGACCAUCACCCCUCUGUCCCUGUCAGGUCUGUGUCCUGUUUCAGAGCUGCUGGAACCACUCACAUCCUCAACAUCUGAACCCCACAGAAAAGCAUCGCUGGGUUCCAUCUCCCAAUCAUCAGGGUCGGAUGAGAUCGAGAUUCAACCUUCUGUCCUACCCAUCAGCAAAGCCUGCAGCAAAAUCAAGCUCACAUCGUCCUCCUUGAGCCUCAACACCACGAGCUCAUCCCAGCUCUCCUCCAGCCUGGGCUCUGACAGCGUCCUCCCGGCUCCCUGCGCCCGCAGUCCGGAGCGGAGCGAUGAGCCGCUCUCCUGUGACUCCGACCUGGGGACAGCCACCACCAAGGACCUGGACCAGUCACUGCAAGAGGUGUUGUCUGAGUUCAGCAAAACCAAACCAAGCCUGGAAACCCCAGAGGGAGGGCUGGUCCCCAGCGUGCAGCCCACCUGCCCCCCAGCUGCAUCCUCCAUCCUCCCAGCACCAUCCCACGGAGCUCAUCAGCAAUCACCUCCCACCACCAACAGUCCACGCUCCCCUCAGGUGGGUGACACGGUGACCACCAGCAAUGGGGAUGGAGAUGCAGCCCCACAAGCUGACGGCCCGGCUGGUGUUUCGGCCACGCGACGUGGUGGUCCCAGCAGAGGAGAAAUAAGCCGAAGUGACACAGUUGGCAGCAGUGAUUCCAGCCAGCCCAUCCGCAGCCCCACGGCUGAAUAUCUCCUCUCUCCACUGCUGGCUUGUCCGAAAAGAAAGAGCUGGAUCUCAGAAGAUGAUUUCUACAGACCUUCUCCAGGAGAAGGCAGCCAAAGCACAGCCAGCACCAAUGGCUUUGGGCCAGAAGGGGCUGGUGAAGGUCUGGCCCCAGGGCUCAUUAGUGCUCUUGACUUGGAGAGGCUGUCGGUGCCGUCCUCGGAGAGCAGGAAACCCCAAAUGUCACCUGAACGGGAACAAAAGGGCUUCAGCGUUGUCCAUCGCAGGCAGAUGGGUCUUUCCAACCCGUUCCGAGGACUCCUGAAGCUGGGCAGCCUGGAGCGGAGAGGAGCCAUGGGGAUAUGGAAGGAGUUCUCCUGUGAGCUGUCACCGCUGGAGCUCCGGCUCUUCUUGGACCACGAGGACAGGAUCUGUGUGGAGAACUAUUCCCUGCUGCGGUGCGAGGCGCUGGCGCUGACGCACUCGGACGGCCGUUUCGAGCUGGUUUUCUUGGGGAAGAAGCUCUACCUACGAGCUCCUUCUCGAGAUGAAGCUGAGGACUGGCUGGACAGGAUCCGUGAGGCGCUGCACAAGUGCCGGCCUCAGCUAGAGGAGGAGGAGUGGGAGACACUAGAGUAUCCAGAAGAUGGUGGUGAAGGUCAGCCCAUCCAAAAUGACUCUUCUGCUCUUCUCCAGUACAGUGACACAACUGGGAACAGCUUUGACUGGACUCCAGUUCAUGAACCGGAGCUGGAUGCAAUAAAAGAAGCUGUUCUGUACGUGGACGUAGACAAAACCUGGGUCCCCUUUAUUUUUUCCCUGUCUCUAGAAACUUUGAAGUGCUUCAAAGUCAGAAACAACGAUAAAAUUUUAAGCAACAGUUACGGUAUAGAGACCAUCCAGGACAUUCUUCCAGACACGAGCCUUGGGGGACCUGCGUUCUUCAAAGUCAUCACCUCCAAAGCUGUCCUGAAGCUGCAGGCUGAGAACGCAGAGGAAGCAGCUUCGUGGAGGGAGCUGGUCCGAGGGGUGCUCAUGUCCUACCUGGAGAGCGCCGAGGAGGCACUGACGCUGGGUGGCAGCUUGGAUGGGCAAUCCCAGGUCAUCUUGAAGAACAUUGUGAAGGAGAAUGGCUUCUUGUUGCAAUACCUGGUGGCCAUCCCCAUGGAGAAGGGUCUGGACUCGCAGAGCUUCAUCUGUGCAG
Molecule: messenger RNA, 2452 nt
Organism: Antrostomus carolinensis (chuck-will's-widow)
Lineage: Eukaryota; Metazoa; Chordata; Aves; Caprimulgiformes; Caprimulgidae
Gene: PLEKHM1
Product: pleckstrin homology and RUN domain containing M1
Exons: 6
Source: RefSeq, a predicted model, not a curated record